This is a messenger RNA of Auanema sp. JU1783, 1905 nucleotides long. The record is from the annotation of a GenBank genome assembly. Lineage: Eukaryota; Metazoa; Nematoda; Chromadorea; Rhabditida; Rhabditidae.
AUGGCAACAGUUGAAUGCUCAGCAGAUUUGUAUGAGCAAUACAGGAAAGGUGAUAGACUACCUCUAACUGCUGGAGCAGUAAGAGACUUUUAUUUGCCUGAUGUCGAACUAAAAAAGCCCGCCGUUGUACAAGUUCAGAAUUUGAAAUGUGAGAAAGAAAACACAUUGAAUUGCUGUGCUCGUGCGAAAAUCUCAGACGGGUUCUUCUACUCUAACUCUGCUUUCUUUUCUGACAUUCUAACAUCAAAGUUUGAGAGAGAUAAUAUUAUUGGAAAGUCCGAUGAUUCCAACACGGGAGGAGAAAUUAUUUUAAUCAAAAAAAUAAGAAAACAAGGCAAUCUGACUGCUCAAGGUUUGGUACCUGUCAUCAUCGAAGAAUAUGAACUUCUCAGCAGAGGACAUGAACUUGUAAACAAUGGAAAACAAAACAAGAUCUUGGAUCUCAAUACUGCUGAGCAAUUCCGUGAUUUCAUCCCAUCUGCGGAGAUUACCGUUGCUUGGUUGAAAGCACAGAGCAAAGACGGUGCGAAACAGUCAGACAUGAAAGGAGCUCGUGCUCCACCUCCUAGUGGAAAGCAGAAUGCUGCACAAUCUAACAUUACUCCAAUUAAAAUGAUCACCCCCUAUGUUAACAAAUGGAGAAUCUGUGGACGGUGUACUAACAAGGAAGAGCUCAGAGAUAUCAAAACCAGAAAUGGCGAAAUGAAAGUUUUUAACUUUGACUUAACUGACAAAGAUGGUGAUUGUAUACGUUUAGCAGGUUUUGGAGAUAGCGCUGUUCGUGCUUACAACGUCAUUCAAAACGAUUGCUGUUAUUAUAUUUCUGGUGGUACUGUUAAGCAAGCAAACCGCACUUUCAAUGCUACUGGUCAUGAUUACGAGUUGACCCUCCGAAACGAUACUGAGAUUACUCCAUGCCAUGACACUUUCCAACUUCCACCCUUCUCUCUGAAGGCUUGUCCAUUGGAUCGUUUGGCUCAGCAUAAAGAUCAAAUCAUUGAUAUUCUGGCUGUUGUAGACAAAAUGGAAGGUCUUAACGAUUUUGUUUCUCGUGCCGGAAAAAAUAUGACCAAACGAGAAGUGAAUCUUAUUGAUACCACAGGAACGAUUGUUCAACUUGUGUUAUGGGGAGAACAAGCUCGUAAUAUGGAUGAGAACGCUUCAGGUCAAGUAAUCGGUAUCAAAGGAUGUGUUGUCAAGGAGUGGAACGGUAGUAUCAGUUUGAGCACUGUCGGAGGGUCUAAGAUCGAGCUCUCUCCUAACUUACCUGGAGUUCAAAAUUUGUAUGGAUGGCAUCAGUGUGAGCGUCCAAAGAUAGAAGCCAAAACUCUUACUUCUAACAGCUCAGGAUCUGAUUCUUUCUCUAGAGAUUUCAAACUGAUCGGAGCUGCUUGUGCUUUGCAAUUAGGAAACGAGCCUGAUCAACCAAACGGUCGUUACAUCAGUAUGAAAGCCAUGGUUACUAACACUAGAGCUGAAAACGCCAUUUACAUAGCUUGCCCCAAUGAAGGUUGUCAGAAGAAGGUUAUUCAACUUGAUGCUCAAUAUCGUUGUGAGAAGUGUAAUACAACUAGUGAUAAUUACAAAUGGAACUACAUGGCAUCCAUGGAAGUGACGGAUUGUACAGGAUCCAUCUGGGUUACUUUGUUCGGCAAGUCUGCUGAAAAAGUUUUGGGACGUACUGCCAACGAACUAGGAGAGUUGAAAGAAGGAGAUACCGAUGCUUACAAUGCCGUUUUCGAACAAAUCCGAUUCAAAUAUUAUAAUUGGAGAAUAAGAGCCAAGCCAGAAACCUAUAACGAUGAGACCAAAAUGCGGUACAAUGCUGUUGAUGUCACUGAUGUCAACUACGACAAGUAUAUCGCCGAAUUGAAAAAGGGUAUCGAGGCCCUUGAAGCUAUUUAA